This is a messenger RNA of Bactrocera neohumeralis, 5055 nucleotides long. Its product is annotated as cationic amino acid transporter 4. Gene Ontology annotation, molecular function: amino acid transmembrane transporter activity. The record is from RefSeq and is a predicted model, not a curated record. Lineage: Eukaryota; Metazoa; Arthropoda; Insecta; Diptera; Tephritidae. Gene Ontology annotation, cellular component: plasma membrane. Gene Ontology annotation, biological process: amino acid transport; transmembrane transport. The transcript has 2 exons.
UGUCAGUUGUGAAAAUUGCUGCAGCAGCUGCCGCUCCGCAGUAUAAAGUGUGAUAUUUGCUCUAUAUUUUCAAAAAAAAAGCUGAAGAAAUUGUUCAAAAUAUUAUAAAUAAUUUGUGAAAAUAUUAUUUUCCGCGUUAAAAGUGCUUGGGAUUGGGUAAAACGUCGGCAAGCAGGCUGCAGCGCAAUUCCAGCCUAAAAGUAUGCAACGUUGCUGCGACUGCGACAUAUGUUAAGUAGUAACAGCGCAGUUUUGCAUAACCCAAAGGGAUAGCUGUCCACCGGUGCACACGCACUCAACUUUCAACACUUGCCACUGGUUAGUGCGUUGCCAGCUGCUGGCCUCGCGUACCGCGUCAAUAUGCCCAGCACACGUCGCAUUAUACUCGGGCACGUUAUGUCCGGUUUAUGCUCCAAGAUGAACCGCACCAAGCCAGUGCCUGCGGAUGUCAUGGAGACGCCACUGAAGCGCUGUCUGAACACCUUCGACAUCACGCUGUUGGGCAUCGGUCACAUGGUUGGCGCCGGCAUUUAUGUGCUCACCGGCACCGUGGCGAAGGAUAUGGCCGGUCCCGGCAUAAUACUGUCCUUCAUCUUGGCCAGUUUCGUUUCACUGUUGGCUGCGCUGUGUUAUGCGGAGUUCGGCACGCGCGUACCCAAAGCGGGCUCCGCCUAUGUCUACACCUACAUCUCGAUUGGUGAGUUUUGGGCCUUUGUCAUCGGCUGGAAUAUACUAUUGGAGCAUAUGUUGGGCGCAGCUUCGGUGGCGCGUGCCUGGAGCGGCUAUGUGGACUCCAUGUUGGACGGUUGGAUUGGUAAUACGACGCUGGCCAUAACCGGUGAGCUGCACGAGCAAUUGUUUGCACGUUAUCCGGAUGUGCUGGCAUUUCUGGUGUGUCUGGUUUAUGCUGCUGCCUUGGGUAUCGGCGUUAAGGCCACGGCCGUUUUCAAUAGCUUGUUGACUACUGUGAAUAUUGCCGUUAUGAUUUUGGUGAUCGGUGUGGGUUUCUGAUAUGCAGAUACCAAGAACUGGUCGGAGGCGGAGGGUGGUUUUCUGCCAUACGGCGUUGGUGGUGUUAUUGCUGGUGCGGCCACUUGUUUCUAUGCCUUUGUGGGUUUCGACUCGAUAGCCACGUCGUCGGAGGAGGCCAAGAACCCGUCUGUAUCCAUACCUAUAGCCACAUUACUGUCGCUCAGCGCUGUGACAGUCGGUUACAUAUUGGUGUCCGCGGCGCUUACGCUUAUGAUACCGAUACGUGAAAUCAACCCGGCUGCUUCGCUGCCCGAAGCUUUUGGACAAAUGAAUCUCUAUUGGGCCAAGUAUGUGAUCUCGAUUGGCGCGCUCUGCGGCAUGACGACCACACUGUUGGGUUCGUUAUUCGCUUUGCCACGUUGCAUGUACGCUAUGGCCACGGAUGGCUUGCUCUUCAGCUGCUUUGGACGCAUCAAUACCACCACGCAAGUGCCCGUGCUCAAUCUGGUGGUUUCCGGCUUUCUAAGCGCCAUACUAGCGCUGCUUUUCGAUUUGGAGAAGCUCGUGGAGUUCAUGUCGAUUGGCACGCUACUUGCCUACACCAUCGUCUCCGCCAGCGUUAUUAUACUGCGUUAUCGUCCGCUGGCCAGCCAGGAGCAUGCCAUCUACGCGCCCGACACACCCGACGAGGAUGAUGAGGACAACACCUCACAGUCCAGCAUCGAUACCGCCUCACCUACGAGUGACCUGAUCGAGUGCGCGCUCGCCGGACGCCUCAAACCACAAUUCCGUUGGCUCGAGCCACUGCUCGGCCGCUUCGAACCCGGCGCAGCAGUAUCCGCUGCCGUGCUACUCUUUGCCGUGCUUAGCUUUGCGAUUUGCUUCCAGCUCGAGGUAUCCUGGUCGGAACUGUACACCGGUACUUGGUGGGCGCUCCUCCUAUACGGUUUUAUGAUAUUCAUAGCAGGCGCUUGCGUUGCCGUCAUUGCGGUACAUCAUCAGAACACGCGCGGUCUGAACUUCAAAGUGCCGCUGGUGCCCUUCGUGCCGGCGCUAAGCAUCUUCUGCAACAUUGUGCUGAUGGUGCAUUUGAGCGCGCUCACCUGGCUGCGUUUCUUCAUCUGGGUCGCGGUCGGCAUGCUGAUCUACUUCCUUUAUGGCAUACAUCACAGCAAGGAGGGUGAGGUGUGCUCUUCCUAUUCCAUGUUAAUGACCUCAACGGAGGCGGGCAAGUCGCAUUGGGGCUCCACGGGCGGCGGUUUCACCAUCAGCUUGAGCGGCAGUGGCGGCGCCGGCGUAAUUAAGCGUACGGUGCUGCAGCGUUUCAUUGGCAGAAAAAUGGACGACAAGAAGCCGAUUGUGGAGGAGGAGGAUGUGGAUGAAGUGGACGACGAGGGUCAUACGUAAGCAACAGGCGGUAGAAGAAGUGCCAAGCAACAAGUAACUUGUAUGAUUUUUCAUUUUACUUUUACGAUGAAAUUUGGGUUUCGAGAUUUACUUUAAAGCAUUUAAUGUGGCGCACAAGUAUUUUAUUAUUAUUUUGUAUUUUUUUUUAGUAAAGACGUGUUUAGAAUUUUUUAAAUGUGUCAGCAACUUUUUCUGUUUUGUUUUUGUUUUUUUCGAUUGAGGGAGCGCCAAAUCAAAAGCGUUAAGUAUGACUUUCUUUGUUGCUUACUCAAGCGCCAGGCAGCGCUCAAUUGCCCAGUGGCAUGAGUCAUGCGUCCAGCUCCAUGCAAGCACAGACGUGUUUAAUUAGUAUUUCGUUUUUCAUACGAAAGUCUCGAUAAAAUUUGUCAAUUCGCGCAAUUCGUCAUUAUUUGGUAAGCUUGCAGUCGGCGUAGCGCGGUUCUGUGACAUAAUAUUUGAUAAAAAUAUUGAAAUGUUUAAGCAUAAAACUCUAGCGACCAGCCAGUUAGAGCUUUAUGCAUUAUACAUACAUACAUAUACACUAGGGUCGUUAAAAAACGAAUAUCUUUUUCAGUUUGUGCUUUGAAAAAUGCUUCCUAGAUGCCUCUAAAAAAGUCUCGCCAAGUACCACCGCCUUGUAGUUUUCUAUUUUUUAUACCCUAUAUAGGGUUUAUUAAGUUUGCCAUGAAGUUAUGAAACCCAGAAGGAAACGUCAGAGACCCUAAAAAAUAUAUAUCUAACUGAUUAGAGUGACGAGCUGAGCCGAUUUAACCAUGUUCGACUAUCUGUCCGCGAACUAAUCCUUCAGUUUCUAAGUCCCUCAGUUUUUGAGAUAUCGCUCUGAAAUUUUGCACAAAUUCUUUUCUUCUCAAGAAGCUACUCAUUUGUUGGAGCGGCCGAUGUCGGUCUACUAUAACAUAUAGCUGCCAUACAAAUUGAGCGAUCGGAUUCAAGUAUUUGUAUAGGAAACUUUUUCAUUUGAAGAGAUGUCUGCUAAAAAUUUUACGUGGGUCACUGUUCAAGGCUAUUAUUAAAUCUCUGAAGAAAUUGUUCAUAUAGUAUAACUAUAGCAUAUAGCUGCCAUACAAACUGAACGAUCGGAAUCAAGUGUUUGUAUGGAAAAAUUUUUCAGUUUUCGAGGUAUCUUCACGAAAUUUUGCAUAGAUUACGGUUCGAACUAAUAAUAUAAUCGCUGAAGAAAUUGUUCAGAUCAGAUGACUAUAACAUAUAGCUGCCAUACAAACUGCGCAAUAGAAAUCAAGUGAUUGUAUGGCGAACUUUUUCAUUUGACGUGAUAUCUAGAAAAAAAUUUUAUGACUUAUUUUCCAAGGAAAAUAUGUUAGCUACGAAGAAAUUGUACAGAUCGGAUAGCUAUAGCAUAUGGCUGCCGUACAAACUGAGCGAUCAAAAUCAAGGAUUUUUUGAUAUUUGCAUUUGUGAGGGGUAUUAUAGCUUCGGUGCAACCGAAGUUAGCUUUUUUCUUGUUUAUUUUUUCAUAUUAUGAGUUUAUUUAUAACGGUGCAUCAGUUCAAUUCAAAUCUCGCUCGAACUACUUGAAAAAAUAUUUCGUUUCAUAGUUUUUGUAGGCAGUUGAAUGCUCUACAAAAAGGUCUUUUACGACUUUUUCGUAAAAUUACCCGAAGAGGAGUCUAAGGACUUAUUUAAAAAAAAAAAUUUUUUUUGGCUCACCCUAAUACACAAUUACAUACAUACAUACGAAUAUAUAUACAUAAACGCAUACAUUUGCUAUUUAUUGCGUUGGAGUAGUAUUCAAAAACUAUUGAAAAAAAUAUAUUUCAAAAUGUUAAUUUUUGACUUAUUGCAUUUAAAAUAAUUUAACUCAAAAAUAUUUCGUUUCAUAGUUUUUGUAGGCAGUUGAAUGCUCUAUGAAAAGGCCUUUUACGAUUUUUUAAGCGCAGAGACUUUCUUAGGGGGGUCUGGGAACAUAUUUUUCAAACAAAAAAAAUAUUUUUAGGCUCACCCUAAUAAUCAGAAUUCAAAAUCAAUUGAAAAAAAUAUAUUUGAAAAUGUUAAUUUUUGACUUCUUGCAUUUAAAAUCACUUAACUCAAAAUAGCAUGUAAUUAAAAGUAAAAAAAAUAUUUCGUUUUGCAGCAUUAGCAGCUCUUCUUUAUAGUCAAAUUAUUAAAUACUAUAAAUGUAUGUUGUUACAAACAUAUUUUUUAAUAUUUAUUAACAUUUUCUAAUAUUUUUUCAACCAAAAAAUUAAAAAAAAAAUCAUGAAAAGAAAACAUAUUUUAUGCAGCCAAAAGAACUAACUAAAAAUUAAGAUUUUAAACCGAACUUCAUUUAGAAUUUCAUGUCUAUAGAAUUUGUGUAAUACAUGCAUACAAAUAUAUUUUCUAUAUAUACAUAUUUAAUCGAUAUUAUUGUGCAUAAGACAAAUAUUGAUUGAUAAUAAAAAAUACACUGCGUGUUGAGGCGAAAAACUUGCGUGAUUAGCUGAGAGACAAGCACAACAGCACGAUAAUAACAAAAAGACAGAAGAGAAAAUGAAAUUUUCCAACAAAAUAGAAAAUUAAUAAAAUAAAAGGCAUACUUUAAGGCGUUGGCGCAUACAACACUCAGCUCUCCUCCGUCUUCAAGCAAAUCAACAACAUUUUUGUCUCUUUCUAGUCACGCAUAAGAGAGUAGUGCGUAAUAAAACAAUUAAAUAA